UGUUGAAGGGACAAACCAUUUUGAGAGCAGCGAACAUUAGCACCGAAAGUAAGACCAGUUAACAGAUCAAAAUUGUGUUAAUAAACUACUGAGGAAAGCCUGAUAAGGAUUUUGCAGAGAGUUGCUGAUAUUGUUCAGAGAUACAGUAACAGAAGAGUCAUCAUUUCCUUCUAAUGGAGUUUUGCCACAUGUCCUGUUUGAGUCCGUCUCCUCCCUUGGCAUCAUCACCAUGACAUCCAGCCCUAACAUUCAGUGAAACACUGUUUCAAAGAACUUCUCAACAAUGGACAACUGUUCAGCUCUUCAUGUGCUUCUCAUGAUCUCCAUCAUGCCUGGCUGGCUAGUGGGUGACUUUAUAAUCUCAAAAAAACAGCAUGAGAUCCGUUCAAGUAAAAUCUCUCGUGGGUCCCAUUUGAGAGUGAGACGAGGCUGGAUUUGGAGCCAGAUAUUUGUUGAAGAAGAAGAUCCAACACCAAGGAAGAUUGGUCAGCUGAAAUCAGAUUACGACACAGGGGACUUUACUAUCAAGUACAUCCUCUCAGGUGAAGGAGCUGGUGAAAUCUUCAAAAUUGAUGAGUACACAGGUGAUAUUUACUUAUCACAACGUCUGGACCGUGAGCUGAAGCCCUUCUACAUACUACAAGCCCAGGCCAUCAACCGCAGCUCCAAACAGCCUGUUGAGCCUGAGUCUGAGUUUAUCAUUAAAGUCCAGGACAUCAAUGACAACGCUCCAAUAUUCAUUAAUGAGCCCUAUGUAUCCAGCAUCCCAGAAAUGUGUCCCACAGGAACCACAGUUAUCCAGGUGACAGCCACAGAUGCUGAUGACCCUAUGUUUGGGAACAAUGCUAAACUCAUCUAUUCCAUCCUGGAAGGGGAGCCCUACUUCUCAGUGGAACCGAAAACAGGUAUAAUUGUGACAUCAUUGUCUAAUAUGGACAGAGAAGCCAGGGAGACAUAUCUGGUUGUGGUUCAAGUGAAAGAUAUGCUUGGACUCACCGGAGGCUACAGCGCCACAACCACCGUGACCAUCAGCCUGAUGGAUGUCAAUGACAAUGGCCCCACUUUCCAACACAAUUUGUACACAUUUGCUAUAUCAGAGUCAGCCCCAGUUGGUACUACAGUGGGAAGAAUUAUGGCAGAUGAUGGUGAUGUUGGUGUGAAUGCUAAAAUGAACUACAGCUUAGAAGAUCUUGAGGAAAGCAGCACCUUCACAAUUCAGACAGAUCCUGACACUCAAGAGGGAAUUGUCAUACUGGCUCAGCCACUGGAUUAUGAGAGCAAGAGGCGGUUUGUCAUUGCUGUAGAGGCCAUCAAUGAAAUCAUAGACACACGUUUUUUAAGUGAACAUGAGUUUCGUGACAGGACAACACUCAAAAUCACUGUGACAAAUGAGGAUGAACCACCCAUCUUUUAUGAAAGACCUUAUAACUGGAAAGUUCUAGAGAGUGCCCAAAUAGGCACUCAAAUUGGUACCAUCUACGCUAAAGACACUGACACCACCAACAACCCAAUACGAUACAGCAUUUCAAAGAGCAGUGACACACGACAGAUGUUCAGAAUUGAUCCCAGUAACGGGACAGUGUAUGUGGCCAACCUUUUGGAUCGAGAAACGGCAGCCUGGUACAACCUGACCAUCAAUGCCAGAGAGAUCAGUAAUGAGCAGCUGUCCUCCUCAGUGACUUUGAACAUUACAGUCCUGGACAUCAAUGACAAUGUGCCGACCCUGUCACAAGACUAUCGGCCCUAUGUGUGUGAGGACACACAGGCAGGAGAGCUAAUUGAAUUGAUCAGUGCCACUGAUGAAGAUGAUCCUGUAGACGGCCAUCAUUUCUAUUUCUCCAUGAUCCCAGACAAACACAUCAAUCCCAACUUCACUAUCAGAGACAACCAAGAUAACACAGCUAGCAUUCUGGCACGGCGGAGCACCUUCACCCAACAUGAUCGCACACACUACCAUCUUCCUGUGGUGAUCAAAGACAGUGGUUCCCCAGUUCUGUCCAGUACCACCACGCUUACCAUCAGGGUGUGUGUGUGUCAGCCUACCGGUCACUGUCCGUCGGGUGGUGUGGAAGUCUCUCUGGACAUCAGCAUGCAGAUUUUACUGGGCCUGUCUGUUUGCCUCAUCACACUUGCAGUGCUGUCCACACUAAUGCUAGCUGUGCGAAAGUACAAGACAUUACGACAGGAGAAAAUGGGAACAAAAGAGUUGGAAACAAUGGAGUUCUCAGAGAAAAUACUGAGUUUUGCCAUCCUAGAGACAGAGUCCAGCCAAACUGUUCCUCUCCGGCACCCACGUCAACGAGAGCGCAAGCUCUGUCGAGAGGAGGUCACCACCAGUAUCCGCAUGUCUCUGCGUCACUCUCACCUCAUUGGACCAGAAGACACGGUCUUUCAGCAGUUUAUUAUGGACCGGCUGGCUGAGGCAGAUGAAGACCCAUAUGUCCCACCCUUUGACUGUCUGCACACAUAUGCCUUUGAAGGGACAGGGUCUGUCACAGGCUCACUCAGCUCACUGGAGUCUGUCACAUUUGACCCUUGUGUGAGUCAAACUCGUGAUGCGGGGCCACAUCUCCUGCGGUUGUCGCCCUGGCUGGGAGCAACAGCUGACGAGACCUCAUUCUGACCUGAGGAUAAAAGGAUUCUAAUGUGGCUUUUUUUGUUUGUUUGUUUGUUUUUUCAUACCUACCCAUACCCAUACACCACCCAGUGACUGAACUGAAGUUUUUAGGAGGUAGCAAAGCAAAGUAGGUUCUUGAAUUAUAUUCUUCUUCUUCUUCUUCUACUGCUACUACUACUACUACUCCUAAAAGUUUUUGGGAAUCAGAGAAUGUAUAUUGCAGAACCCCUAAACUUGUUAUGAUAGCUUUAUACCAACUUUCAGGUGUACAUACACGCAUCCAUCUAAGCGAUACAAUAAUAAUCAAAUUCAUAUUUUCGUUAUUAAUUCUGAAACUGUGUAAGAUAGAAUGAUGUUUUGCCUCUGAUCUCCCUGAGAUCUCCUAAACCUGUUGGUGAUAUACUGUUCCGUUUCUAUGUUUUUUUUUGUUUUGUUUUGUUUUGUUUUUGACCAUUAUAAAUGUUCUCUCUCAUUCCACCUAGUUCAAAAAGAAUAAGAAUAAACACACUUCUAUCACUGUCCAGUCAUGAAAAGACUGGGUUUGAAUCCCCUCUGCUCCACUGAAAUUCUUAAAUCCAGCACUAAUACAUGAAUUUGUGUAGACCUCUUAAUGUUACUCCUGGUAAAUUCUCACUUUAAAAACUAUGAUUACACAAAUAUUCUUAAAAUCUUAUGAACAGUAUAUUUGUGAUAGUUAUUACUACGACAUACUAGUUCUUAUAUUUCAUUUUAAAAUUUAGUACAAAAAUUUUAGUAAAUCAUGAUUUGUUUGUGAAAACAUUCGUACACAGGUUUUUAAAUACAAAUUUGUGUGUAUGCAUGCUUAGCGAAUGAGACCCAUUGUUUCUUUGGAAUGUAUUCUGCAAUUGUUUAGUAGGACAACAGGCAUUUCUGACAUAUCAGAUUUGAUAGAACAAAUAUAUAUGGUAAAAGGUAAUUAGGUAACACUUUCUAUGAAGCCCAUAUUUAUAAUACAUUAUAAGGGUAUUCUUAAGGCAUUAUAAUGAAUGCAUAAUGCAUUAUAAAAACACUUACAGUAUGUUGUAUCAUCUCAUGAGUAUUCAUAAGAACAGUUUUAAUGUUUUAUGAUUUGUGGUUAUAGCUUUUAAGAGUAUGAUUGCCUCCUCAAAGUUAUAACGUAUUAUAAGUCUCAUAUCUUGCCAUGUCACGCAUGUCACUUUACUUAAAGCAUACAAAGACCACUUAUAAGUAAUAAUAAUAAUAUUUCUCAAAGAGCCAUAAGAUCAGGUAUCAGAUCAGAUGAAUGUGUCAUAUGACAUUUGUAUUAUCAGUUUGAUUAUUUUGAUGGUACUGCAUGUCAGCUAGCAGUUAUUAUUAGUAGUAUGCUAAAUAUAUGCUAACACUGUAUUUUGAUCCCCAAAAGACAAACUGAUUAUAAGUAACUUUGCAAGUACGUGAACCUGCUACCUAGCCUAACCUUAACCUAAGUCUAGUAAUACUCUAAGGCAGUGGUUCCCAUCCACGUUCCUGGAGGCCCCCCAACACUGCACAUUUUGCAUCUCUCCUUUGUCUGACACACCCAUAUCAGGUCUUGGAGUCUCUACUAAUGAGCCGAUUAUCUGAAUCAGGUGUGUUUGAUUAAGGAGACAUGGGAAACAUGCAGGCUGCGUCUGAAACCGUCUACUUCUCUACUAUAUAGUAGGGGAAAAGCAGUAGGCGAGCGAAUAAGUAUGUCCGAAUCCUUAGUAUUCAUAAAAGAGUAGGCGAGAAUUAGUAGGCAAAAGCACUAAUUCUCAAGAGAUUCAGACGUACGUCUACUUAAAGUGCGUCCGAAUAUGCCUACUAACCGACUAUAUAGUAGGCAAAAAGUACGUGAAGAAAGAAGUACGUUUGAAAGCUAAAAGAGUAGGCGAGAAAUCCCCGGAUGUCCUACUGCUUCAACCCAGAUUUUAGAGUGUUCAUCGAUGGAUACUUUUCAACCCCAAGAGUCCACGGGAGAGCAACACGUCAUCAUCGAACGUGAUUGAGAACCGCGACGAAGGUGUUUACAAAUGUAUUACAAAUCAAAACACAGUUCCUUGUGUUAAAAUCGUAUUUGUUGACCUACUGUAAAGUAAGGUGUAAAAACGUUAAACAGCAUAGUAUAUUUGUGAUUUCGCUGUGAAAAGACGAUUUAUGAUGUAUAUCGAACAGUAGAGCUCCAGUAAGCACACGUAUGUCUCCAAAGUUGAUUUACACAAAUCAUAUACAUCUUAAAGAUGAUUACUAAAUGUCUAUUUAACAUCUGACAGGAAAAUGUUCUAAAAGAAUUGCAGAUGAGCACAUCACAACAUAAAGCACACAUCUGAGUGAGUGGUGUACCUUAUGUGUGCUUAUUAUGUAGAAUUCACUGUUGCCAAUACUGCUUUAGUUGAAUAGAAGUGAUAAACAUACAUACAUGAACUAAACAUGAGUUAUGUAGUUCAUUUGUCCAUAGUACUGUUGAUAUAUUGAGGAGCAAUUGUGUUGGAUAAAAAGUCAGUUAACACAUCAGCAACUACCUAAACAUGUAAAUGUAGUAGAAAUUACAGAGGUAACUGAAUCCUGUCUGAAUGUUACAGGGACAGAUGAGACGCACGUCUGCUUACCCAGUGCAGAGUGACUGAUAAAGGAAUGCUGCCACCAAAGGCUUUGAAUCUUUUGUGGUGGAGCAGGACCUGCAAUGAAUGGUGACAUUUGUGGGGGAAAAAAGGAAAACCUGAUAUAAAAUAUAAAACUGGUGUUUGAACUGAGAAAGGAGAAAUCCACAGCAGCAUCCUGGAAAUGGUCUAGUGCCAUAGAUGAGACCCUCCAUCACUCAACCUGCCCUUGUUCCCUCAUCUGGACCAGAUGUUGCUGUGGCCUCUUCAUCAUUAGUGAGCUCAGAGUCAGCGAAAGCAUCUUGAAAAAGACUAAAAGAAACUGAGGAUGUGAUUUUGGUCAAGUUUGUUCUGCUGGUUUCAUCGGUCAAUGGAGCCUAAGUUUCAGAAGCUUCAAAAGCAUCAUCAAAUAAUGUCAUGAAGCUUCUGAAACUCAGGCUCCAUUGACUGAUGUUGUACGAACAGAAACCAGCAGGACAGACUUAAUCACCUUGUGUUUUCAGAAUAAAACAAAAAACAAAAACAGAUGGAAAGUGUGGAGGCGAGUAAAUAAUGACUUUAUGAAUUUAUAUUUUUUGAUGAACUAACCUUUUAAAGCCCCAAAUAAAAAUAAUAUGAAAUGUAUGUAAGCAUUUAUAUAAUAGUAGUACUUUGAAGAAAUAAACUGUAAGAAAUGAGCAGCUUUAUUGUGCGUUUUUGCCCAAGACAUGAAAAAGAAUGUACAAAAAUGUUACAUUUAUGCAUUUGGCAGAUGCUUUCAUGCAAAAUGACUUACAGUGCUCUUUUUACACGGACCCCAGCAAAGACAGGUGAAGGUGGGCACGGUGGUCAGCUGCAGAAUUGGGACAGCUGUGUUGAGAUGGCAGUAGGAUGUGGGUUCACUGAAUGUAAAUACAUGAUUGUCAGAACAAUAUGUUUGAAUAAAGCUUUGUUCCAUGUGUCAUUAUUUAUUGUCAUGGUUACUUUUAAUUAUUAUUUUACUCAUUUAUUCAUGUUUUCUGUUGUUGCAAGUAAAUAACAUAUAAUUGUUUCAUUAACUAAUAAAUUUAUUCAUGACUUGACUGAAAAUUGAUAUGUAUUUGCCUUGGCUGAAUUUAUCUAUUGUGUAGUCAUGCUGUGGCACAUGAGAAAAAUUACAUUUUGCUUGUUUUACUCAAAAAUAUAAUUAAUUAUUGGUCAGCAUUUAUCAUUAUUAUUGUUCAUAAGUGUUGGGGUGGGCUAGCAAUGCAUUCAGAGGUAAUCUGAAAUUUUUAAGUUGUAAUACUUACAU
Messenger RNA from Labeo rohita (rohu), 6466 nucleotides. RefSeq names its product cadherin 19, type 2 (gene cdh19). Gene Ontology annotation, molecular function: calcium ion binding; cadherin binding. Bases 284 to 2623 code for a protein of 779 amino acids. The record is from RefSeq and is a predicted model, not a curated record. NCBI's taxonomy places the organism in Eukaryota, Metazoa, Chordata, Actinopteri, Cypriniformes, Cyprinidae. The transcript has 14 exons. Gene Ontology annotation, cellular component: catenin complex; adherens junction; plasma membrane. Gene Ontology annotation, biological process: calcium-dependent cell-cell adhesion; homophilic cell-cell adhesion; cell morphogenesis.